AUGGAUGUCGAUUCAGAACCUAUAUCAUCCAAUCCUGCUAUGGCGAAUUUAGACGAAGAUCUAAUGGAAAGAUUACGAUCCAUUACUACAAGUAAUCGAGAAGAUCUAAUUGCACAAUUUCGCGCGACGACAAAUGCAAUGUUGACGGACGAAGGAUGUGCUUUCUUUCUUGAAAUGAGCAACUGGAAUUUAAACGAAGCUAUUCUUGCGUACUAUGAUGCUGAAAUGCCGACAGAUAAGAUUCCACAAAUGCGUUUUGUUGCCGAUGUUACUGUUGGCGAAGGUGAAGCCAUUCCACCCAAUACCAGAUUUGUUAAAACUUGGCGUGUACAAAAUUCUGGCAGUGAACCAUGGCCAACGAACUGCUCAUUGAGAUUUGUUAACGGUGAUCGAUUGCAAGAUCGUGAUGAAAUCUAUGUUGGUUCACUAGCACCAGGUGAACAAACAAACAUUUCGGUUGAUAUAACCAGUCCAUUCACGCCGAAAAUCAUCAGAUCACAGUGGCGUCUAUUCACUUCAGCUGGCGUACCCUUUGGAGAUCCGAUUUGGUUAAUUGCGAGCGUUGAAGAAGGCGGACUAAUGGGAAUCACUCAACAGCUUGAGCAAUGUCAUUCUCUCGGUAUGAACGUUGGUGAACCACAUGAAAUGAAUAUUCAGCCGUCAAAUAAUUUACUUCAUCAGACUUCUCCAACAAAUCCUUUUCAACCAACGAGAUGGCCAAAUACCGACACUAAUAAUGUGCCCGGCUGGACGAACUAUCCUGUUGUGCCUGUUACAGAAUACUCUCGAACGAAUAACAUCAAUCAUCAACCAUCGGACCCUUCGUCAUCGUCAAAUGGAAUGACUGACGACAAUUCUUUAGACACAUUUUAA
Molecule: messenger RNA, 873 nt
Organism: Adineta ricciae
Lineage: Eukaryota; Metazoa; Rotifera; Eurotatoria; Adinetida; Adinetidae
Source: the annotation of a GenBank genome assembly